This is a messenger RNA of Odontomachus brunneus, 6573 nucleotides long. It is a transcript of the gene Gyc88E, whose product is annotated as soluble guanylate cyclase 88E. Gene Ontology annotation, molecular function: heme binding; guanylate cyclase activity; oxygen sensor activity. Bases 2326 to 4842 code for a protein of 838 amino acids. The record is from RefSeq and is a predicted model, not a curated record. NCBI's taxonomy places the organism in Eukaryota, Metazoa, Arthropoda, Insecta, Hymenoptera, Formicidae. The transcript is spliced from 15 exons. Gene Ontology annotation, biological process: nitric oxide-cGMP-mediated signaling; cGMP biosynthetic process; response to oxygen levels. Gene Ontology annotation, cellular component: guanylate cyclase complex, soluble.
CAUCUGAGAAAUGGAAAACAUUUAAGGAACUUUUUUUAGAUUCCUUCUCUCCCUCCCCCCCCCCUUCUGUAUAUCUAUAAAAUGUAUGAACGUGUCUAUGCACUACUGAUGCGUCUCGUCACUUUACCCAGUAGCCUUAGUGUAACUCAUUAGUAAGCAGUAGUUGUAAUGGCUUAUUGUCUCAUUGACGCGCGUAACGUCAAGUUUGACGUCGAGCAGCAGGAAACGCUGGCCUCGUGUUUGAUAAUAUCGCAGAUUUCGGUCAGUAGCGAUCGUUCAACGAAGACGUCGACCUCACGUCAUGAUUCGCCAAGCUUCUCUUCGUUUAUUACAAUAAUUAACAUUAUCAUAAAAUUUAUAAUUCCAAAAAGUGUAUUUGUUUCGAUGAAUUCACCGCAGCAUUUCAGUCAAAUUUUAACGUAAAAGGUCACAGAGUGUAAUAAAAAAUUCCAUAUCCUUACAAUUUAAUAAUGAUCGAUAGAAAAAUUAAUAAUAAAUAGGAUUUUGUUGAUUUUAUUAUUGCAUUUAUAGACAUUAAAAACUAUCAAUUUAGUGUGAAUUCGUGAUGUAAAUAGUGAAUUUUGACCAUUUUUUGUGAAGAUUUUAUAGAAAACAAAGUUUUGUGAAACUCUAUUUUCACAAGAAAUCCUUCAGAAGAAGGAGCGAUUUAUUUGAAUUCUUGGUACAAAAUCCGACAUCAUAUUGAGUUUAACUGUGCUGUUUAAGGAGAAAUACGGAACAGCGAGACAUGAAACAUACGGCGGUUUCAUACAACUGGGCGCAACUUUCCGUAUAUAUCCUGACACUCCUUAUUGGCUUCUUCAGGGAACUGUCUUUCGCGUGUAUAAGCCACCCUCGUCGUUCGAUCCGCCCGGCCAACCGCCCGUGGGGAGAGAAAAGCCGCGCGCAUCCGCGCAAUUGAUACUCCCGCACGUGCUCUCUCGCUCGCAGAUUGAUCCCGCGAGUGUGCGUCCCGCGGUUGCUAGCUGUUUGUGUUCCUCACACACAGUGCACUCGCGCCGAGUCAGUAUAAGCGUGUAGGCUCUCUGUGUGGGUCGCGAUUUACCUGUUGUAACACCUGCUGCAUCCUUCAAGGUUCCGCUCUUCCCUUACUCUCACCGCCGUAACGGUAUGCUAAUUACGAUAUUCAUCGCUGUAAAGCUAUGUACAGCUCGUUGAUCAAAAAUUAUCCGACUCACUGGCAUUUUUUCUUAGAAAUAUAUUAGUGGAAAGAGAAAAAUCGGGAAAUGUUGAGUGAAAUUUUUAGUCUUAAAUUUCAUAAAUCCACUGCACGAUUGAUAACUUGCAGAUAUAAAAAAAAAAAUAUACGUUUAUAAGUAUAUUUUGUACUUACAUCUUUUUUUUACAUUUAUUUUAUGUGCGAACGAGAGUAUCAUAGUCGUUAUUAUUCAAGAUAUUUUUCUUUACGUAUCAUUUUUACUUUGUUAAUCGUACUAUUUUAACUGUAUUAAUCAGAUUAUAUUGACUGUAUAUAUGAAUAUUAUAUAUAUAUAUAUAUAUAUAUAUAUAUAUAUAUAUAUAUAUUUUAUAUAUAUAUAUAUUUUUUAUACAUGUAUAUAUUUUUUAUACAUAUAUAUGUACAUGUAUAUAUGUAUACGAUGGUAUAAAAAUUUAACUAGACUUAUGAUGCUUAAUAAUGAGUAAACAACUCACCGGUAAAUGUGGAGCGAGCUUUCGAUCGUACCUACCCGAUUAAACGCAAUACCAAUUUGUGACUGUGUAGUAUAAACCGUGAUCACGUCCCGACAACUCAACCUAAUUAACUGAAACAGCUAACCAGCCGGACAAUUAUAAGCGUAUUCCAUUAUAGAACCGCACGAGGCAGAUACUUUAGGAUCUUAUUAGCUAACAGCUACAAGAAAACCAGGUACGAGAGAGCAAAAGGGGGCGGAAACGACAGAAACGUGCGUACUCGGCAAGGAGGGAUCGCCCCUAGAGUAGCCUAAAUAGAUCGAGGGAUAGAGAUGGGACGAAGGAAGAGGGAUCGUAAGGAGGGAAGAAGGAAGUGGGGAGGUGAACGAGGCUGAAAAUUUGCAGAAGACUGGUGGGAGAUUGUAUCGAAUCCCUCCGAUUAUCCCGUACACGGCACUGUGCCAUCGGACACGUGAUUCUGCGUUUCGCGAAAUGUGCUAUAUGCUGGUACUCAGCGGUGAUCUGUAGUCGGUUCCGCCAGUGUAUCCUUGAAAAUCCCGCUGCGGCAGUUGCAGCUCCGGAAGAGCGUGUCUUCACCCUCAAACAAGUAUUCGCCGAAGAUAUAUCGGGCUGUCGAGACUGCAAUAGACGCUAGGACUCAUCUGAAGAAACAUGUACGGACUAAUCCUGGAAAAUCUGGCCGAAUACAUAAGGCAGGUUUACGGCGAGGACAGAUGGGAGGAGAUCCGUAGGCAGGCGUCAGUGGACCAGCCGAGUUUCAGCGUUCACCAGGUCUAUCCGGAGAAUUUGAUACCAAGGCUAGCGAAGAAAGCGAUUCAGGUGCUCGGUGUGACGGAAAAAGAGUUCUUCGACCAGAUGGGCGUGCACUUUGUAGGAUUCGUCGGCCAGUACGGUUACGAUCGCGUGCUCUCGGUCCUCGGACGUCACGUGAGGGAUUUCCUCAACGGUCUGGACAAUCUUCACGAAUACCUGAAAUUCUCCUAUCCACGAAUGCGAGCGCCUUCGUUUAUCUGCGAGAACGAAACUCGACAAGGUUUAACUCUUCACUACCGAAGCAAACGCCGUGGCUUCGUGUACUAUACGAUGGGUCAGAUAAGGGAAGUCGCACGGCACUUUUAUCACAAGGAGUUGCAGAUUGAGCUGGUGCGCGAGGAGGUGCUAUUCGACACCGUGCACGUGACUUUUCAACUCACCUUUGAUAAUCGAGCCUUCACACUUGCCUCGCUCGCGAUGACCCGUGAAGAGAAGCAUCUACCGAUCGGCGCGUGCGUCCUCUUCGAGAUAUUUCCUUUCUGCAUAGUCUUCGGGUGUGUGCCUAAUAAUCAAAACGACUUAACAUUUUCGGAUAUGGUGGUCAGGAGCAUUGGCAAUUCAUUAAUGGUCAUACUACCAGAUCUUGUGAGCAAGAAGAUCACAUAUUUCUUCGAUCUGGUUAGACCUCUUAUCGCGUUCAAGUUUCAAUCGAUAUUAAACCGAACGAACAAUAUUUUCGAGUUGGUCACGGUCGAGCCAGUGCUUACAGAACGAUUGAAUGAUCGGCACAGAAACGAAAUUCUCUUAAGUGACGAGCUCGAAACUGUAGAAGACAAAACUCUACGGCUAAAAGGUCAAAUGAUAUAUAUGGACAACUGGAAAAUGAUGAUGUACCUUGGCACACCCGUCAUGCCCGAUCUGAACGCUUUGAUAGCGACAGGCCUUUACAUAAAUGAUCUAUCGAUGCACGAUUUCAGUCGAGACCUUAUGCUCGCUGGAACUCAACAGUCCGUAGAACUGAAGCUGGCAUUAGAUCAAGAACAACUCAAAAGUAAAAAGCUGGAGGAAUCAAUGAGGAAAUUGGACGACGAAAUGAAACGUACGGACGAGCUGUUGUACCAAAUGAUUCCCAAACAGGUCGCAGACCGUUUGAGAAACGGUGAAAGUCCGAUAGAUACUUGCGAGAUGUUCGAUAGCGUAUCAAUCUUGUUCUCGGAUGUAGUGACCUUCACCGAGAUUUGCAGCAGAAUUUCACCGAUGGAGGUCGUGUCUAUGCUGAAUGCCAUGUACUCGCUGUUCGACACUUUGACCGAGAGGAACCGAGUGUACAAGGUUGAAACCAUCGGCGAUGCUUACAUGGUAGUGUCUGGUGCGCCAGUAAAAGAAAAUGACCACGCGGAUCGUGUGUGCGAUAUGGCACUCGAUAUGGUUGAAGCGAUAACCGAUCUCAAAGAUCGCUCGACGGGUAAUCACCUACAGAUACGCGUUGGUAUUCACAGCGGUGCGGUUGUGGCCGGUAUUGUCGGCUUGAAGAUGCCACGGUAUUGCCUGUUCGGCGAUUCCGUCAACACCGCGUCCCGCAUGGAAGCGACCAGCCAGGCCAUGCAGAUACACAUAUCCCAAUCCACCCGCGAAUUGUUGUCGCCCAUGUAUAAGGUCAAUGAGCGCGGAGAGAUCGAGGUGAAGGGAAAAGGUACGAUGAAAACCUACUGGUUAGAAAAGCGAGAACGUCGUUCCGUCACGACUAAAGGGAUCACUAUACAGGAGCCAUGUCAGUGGCAUAGGAUUGAGAAAAGAGUUUCCUCGGUGGGCGCGAUAGGUCUUAUAAGUCCGGGCAUGUUCGACAAGCCAAUCUGCAGCGACAUCUUGUCAAGACGUUCGUCAAAGAUAUUGUCUCCGACGCCACCGGGACCUUCAGGAAUCUUUCCCGAGGAGAGAAAGAUAUAUUCUCCCAUCACCUUCCAGGAUGUUGCACGGCGGUCGGUCGCGAACUCACCGACGAAGAACGUGGAAAUUAGAGAAUGUCGAUCGAAUUCUAUGGGCGCGGUGGGUGUCACGAGCGCAUCAGAUAUGUUUAGUUCACUUCUGAAUGACACAGAAGAGCACUUCCGUCAGCAUAGAAACAGUUUGUCUGCACGUUCAGACAAUCAAUCCGCCGCGGUACAUGUGAAACCAGAAGUGAGAAUCAAUCCUAACUCAUCCUCAUCCUCGUCUGUAUCCUCGGAGCAUUGCGAGGACGAGACGAAUCCGUCUCUGGAUUUGCAGAUACCGAAAGAAAACAUCGGCGAUAACAGCGAAUGCGCUGCAUUCAGCAAUUCCCAAUUGCUGAUGCAGCAAGACCAGUGCUGUCCUGGUUUUACUAUGUCAAAAAACAGUAAGAUGCGGUAUCAAGGAAAUGGAUGUAUCAUUUCCUAAUGCGGAAGUUGACGAUUAGUGAUGAUAGGAAUGUCCGGAUAUUGCUGAUUAAGCGCGAAUUAAUACGCAUGCGAGUGUGUAUGUGUGUGUGUGCGUGUAUAUCAAUUUCUAUAAAUAAAUAUGUCGAUGAAGAAUCCUUAAUAUUGUUUACUUAAAAGAUUUGAUAUAAAGUGUAAAACAGUAAAUGUGAAAGAAUGUUUCAUGAAAGGAAAAUAUAGCUUAUCGUGAAGUCCUCCCAAAUAAUGCAAAUUUUCCAUUUAUUUUGAAAAGCUUCAUAGAUAACGAAUAUUUCUGUUAAGAGGCACUACAUUGUGCAUCAGUUUUUAAAAAUUAACUUGCUAAGACAUUUUGUACAUGUAUACACACACACACACACACACACACGAAGAAAAUUAUUAUAUUUACAAACAUGUAUAGUGUCAUAUUUGCUGUAAAUAUCAUCAAACACAUAAUAUACAAUAAUCGUUAAUAUUUGGUUUUCUCACUUUCUAAAUAUAUAUGCUAUAUAUAUAUAUUCUUGCUUAAUUUUACAAAAUUACAUUGUCGAAAUAGUGAUUUAUCUGUUCCAAUGAUAAUUCUUGACAAAUUGAAUUAUUCAAGUCAUGAACUUCGAAUAAAGGAACUGACUGAGUUGCCGCUUUGCCAAUAACAAUUAUGUAAGGAUAGCCUAUUGCACGCGCAAAUACAAAUCGUUUACCGAUUGUGGACUGUGUUUGAUCAUCCAAUAUUGUGUCGAUAUUGCGUUUGUGGAGAAUCUCGAACAGUUGCUCAACAUAGGUAGAGGUAUGUUCUUCUUUACUUCCAGUCUAUAGAUCAAAAUUUGAUAUAACAAUAUAUAUAUAUAUAUAUAUAUAUAUAUAUAUAUAUAUAUAUAUAUAUAUAUAUAUAUUCUUUAACAGAUAUUAAAAUCAUACUUAUUGCAAUUAUCGCGUUAUCACCUUUGGAGGUAUGAUGCAUGCUGUAUAUGGCGCUAACUUCACAGGCCACCUUAUCUCAUCAUUUGUUGAUAAAAUUUCGACAACUAACGCUAAAAUACGGCUUAGUCCUAGGCCGAAACAACCCAUUGCCAUAGGUUGUACUUUAUUAUCCUUUGUAUAAUACACUGCUUUCAAUGGUUGCGAAUACUUUGUAUCUAAUAAAAAUGUAUGUCCUAUCUGCAAUCAUUAUUUUCACACAUUUAAAUGUAUUUCUCUUACUAUAAUCUAUAAUAUAUAGUUUUUAAUAUUAUAAAAACUUCUAUAAUAUAAUUUAUAAAAAAUAUCUGAUUACAAAAUUGUAAUAUUUUAAAAUUCGGUUGCAUUUUUUGUUUUUAUUUCAAAUAAAUUGGAAGAAUAGCAGAUAUAAUCUCUCGAAAAAUUUUUUUUUUAUUUGUUUUACCUCCGCAGAAUUAUGCUUGUGCAAUUCAUUUUUACAUUCGGGACAAGUUGUCUUGGAAAUAAUUCCAUUAAUAAUGUAAUUGCAUGAAGGACAUCGAAGUAUAAUAUCUUCGCCAAUAUCAGAUAUAUAAUGAUAUUCAUGUGAUAAUAAACCUCCGAUUGUCCCAACAUCACCUACGACUAUAUUGAAAGUGGCGUAAACAAAUUAGAUUUUUAAUAACUGUAAUAGCUAGCUAAUAUUCUUUAUAUAAUGUACGUGUAUAAAAUUAACUUGUUAUUUUAUGAUUACACAUAUUUGUGAAUCUUCAUAAACAGUAUAGACCAAUAUAAAAUAAAAAAUUAUAAUUACCUCUUA